CAUUAUGACGCAAAAGGUUUCCCAUCGUCCGGUAUUUUACCGUUUGCACAAGGUUUUUUGUGCUCAUUUAUGAAUCGAUGUUACGCAACACCAACAACUGGCAACGAUACGAACUUCAUCAAUACAAAUUCAACGGAACAAUCGCUACUGACGACAAGCGGACGAGAAUGGGCGCAGUUGAUGGCUGAGUUCGGAUCGAACACAACACUGUGGUCAUCGAGACUUGAUCAGCUGAUUGAUCUGAUUGAAGCGAUCGGAAGGGGUUCACCGCAAGCAAGUGUGCGCAACUUCUUGAACGAGUCGAUUCCAAUAGCGAAAUUUUUCGACUCGAACGAAAGUGCCGUUGAAUUCAUUAAAGUUUUAACGGAUGCUGACACGGAUUUUGCCCAAAAUCUCCUGAACGCAUCCAUAACGCCAUUAUUUGCACUAAAAGCAUACCAAGAGGAAUUAGCGUUUUCGAAUCGUAAUGGCCAAUAUGCUGUUAGGUAA
Anisakis simplex (herring worm) is the source of this 489-nucleotide messenger RNA. Lineage: Eukaryota; Metazoa; Nematoda; Chromadorea; Rhabditida; Anisakidae. The record is from the annotation of a GenBank genome assembly.